AUGGCUGUAGCUUUGCGGAACGCUCGCUUCGUCGGCCCGCACUUGGGCGCAAUCCAAGUGCUCCUUCGGCACGGGUCCAGUGCCACGAGCCUGCUGGAAGAGGCGGCCCAGAGAAGGUCGGCUCUGGUGGCAGGCUUCGUUCCCCCGAAGAGGCCCUCGCAGGAGCCGCAGGCCCAGGGCCCUCGGCUGCGCUUUGGCCGCGGGCCUUUGGGCAGCGCGGCGCGGGCCGCGGCCCAGCGCCGCGAGGAGGAGGAAGCCGAGGCAGCCCUGAGCAUCCAGCGGAGUAUCGGCAAGUCGCCCAUGGGCCUCUACCCAGUCUACGACAUCCCGCGGCAGGUGGCCCUGGAGUUUACCGGCGUGAAGGUCCUCCAGCCUGCGUCGCUGCAGCACGCGCUGGCGGAGGCCUCCAGAUCGGUGAAGUGGUCCGCCUCCGGCGAUGGCGCCGCCCUGCUGGAAGGCGGCGGUGCCGAGCAGAUCGAGGCGGGCAACGAGCCUGCGGAGGAGGGCGAGGAGGAGGAAUGGGUGGAGGAAGAGGAACCGGCCGAGUGA
Molecule: messenger RNA, 549 nt
Organism: Symbiodinium natans
Lineage: Eukaryota; Dinophyceae; Suessiales; Symbiodiniaceae
Source: the annotation of a GenBank genome assembly